Molecule: messenger RNA, 3804 nt
Organism: Somion occarium
Lineage: Eukaryota; Fungi; Basidiomycota; Agaricomycetes; Polyporales; Cerrenaceae
Source: the annotation of a GenBank genome assembly
AGAAUAAUGAAAGCCAUUAUCGGCAUCAAACGAGUACACCCUCGAUAGUCUUGAUGGUGGUGACUCGCGACAAACGCAGUCAUCUUCCGAUAACAUCGCAAGCCUGUUCCAAGCACGCAAACUUCCAGAGAAAAUCCCAGAAUCAAAAGAUCAGACGACAAACAUCUCAGAGAACAGAUGAUCAACGGCAGGAGACGCAGAAAAUGGGAUUAAUUGAGCAAUUCGAUGGAAGAGAAGAGCAGAGGCCCGAAGCCGCGCCAAUCUUGUCGGGCGGCGGUGCAGAGGAAUGUGCCUGGAGGCGCCCGCGUGAACGUGCUUCAUAUCCUCUCCAGCUCGGUCGCAGCGGCUACACCGUUCUCUUCUUGCCCCCAUUCAUGUCCCAGCCAAAGCUUACUUUACGACCACCACCUAAUAUUGACUUUGUGCAGGGGUAUCCUGGAAUACCACCUGGCGCACCAGAUAGGCCACAGGCUGCUGUCAAAGGCGCAAUCGAAUUUCGAGCAGGUCCACAGGGCGUGAAGGCGAAAUGGGUACGAAUAGAGCUUCGGAAAGUCGAGACACUGCCAGGCGGUGGCCUCACGAACACAUUCUUCGACUUUGUGGGUCAGAGCCCCAUUCAUGUUUGGCAGUCGGGCGCAGAGUAUAGCACACUGAGCUCAACAGACUUCCCAUUUUACAUUCGUAUACCUGAGUCCAUACCGCCGAGCAUUGCGCUGGAGAAGGGCGCCGGUGUCAAGUAUGAGCUCAUCGCGACGGUUUGCGUCAAGGGCAAAAAAGGUUUCCUACGCCGGGAUAAGCACAAUAUCCUUUCUCAGUCUGCUCCAAUUAUCAUUGACAAGCACGAACUACACUCAACAUGGCCUGUAUAUACCCAACCAGAAGGUCGCAAGCUCACUCAAGAUGGCGUCACACUCACCGUUGAAAGAACACACACAUGCUAUGGGCCAGGAGACCGUAUAUCAGUGAUGGCAGCAGUCAAAUCUGACAGUCUUAGCACGGUCAUCCUUCGUGGCUUCGAAUUCUCACUUCGCGAGACAACAGUCUUUCGCGCUGGGCCAAAUACUCCCGGCAAGAAAGGUUCACCUCAAGUCAAGGUAUCCAACAUUGGCGAGCAAAAGGUUCCGGUCAAUGCGACUCUGUAUGGUGGCACUCAGCACAAGGCCGAGCUGGCGGUGACAGUCCCUUCUCAUCAUACUUCAACAACAUUGAAUGCGGCGAGGCAUAUUGAUAUCAACUAUGUGCUCACCGUGCGUGCCCUCAUGGGAACUGGCAAACCUCUAAUCAUGGACUUGCCCAUUAUCAUUUCCAACUGGCCUAGAUCGGUAUCUCUUGAAGCAGUGAAGCGAAUUGGCAUUGCCCCAAAUGUUUCUGGACACCCACAAGCGGCCCCACCUCAUGGUCAGGCCAGCCACCAACUCGGAGCUACAACCAGUGGCGCGAUAUCUCCCCCGCCCGCCGUUACUUCUCCCGUCUCUACUAUUACUUCUCUUCCUGCGGGCGGUCCGUCAUUGUCUCAAACACAUCCAUACUCAACAACUGUCUCCGAGCGGCCUACUAGUGGUGGAAGCAUGCCCAUGAGCGAUACUAACAUUAGCGCCAGAUUUAACACUGCCCCUGUGCCUAAUGGGUAUCCUAAAGCAAAUGAAUGGGGCGUAACAAAUAAGCCCGCGCAACCGCAGACAAUAGGUGGUUCCCAAGUCGGACCUUCCGCUGCUCAGUAUCCUGCAAAUAGUGAUGCAUCAUCUUCAUCCGGUAAUAAUCAGGGACAGAGUCAGCUCAGAACUCGGACGAGCGGACGUGCAGCAGUGAACAGACCGCUCACUGUGGCCAACUAUAACGAAGAUAACCCUGAAGAAGCUGUUCAAGCUCAGCAAGCUGCUCAGUUAGUUGCUAAUGCCCGCUCUCAUGCGCGGCAAGCAUCUUUGCAGGCAAGACAAUCUAGUGUUGCUGGGUCUUCAUCAUCGAGGACCAACCAGUGGUUGUCUGCUGAGGAAGAGAAAAGACGAUUGUACGAUCGAGCUGUUGCCCAGGUUGAGCGUGUUCAAGGUGGUGUGGCUCGUGCGCCUAGUCCACCUACAGAGACUUAUGGACAGCAAACGCCACACAAGGACGCUGGUCCGAUUGUUAAAGCCAAUGGUUCUCCUGGCAGUAUAUCGUCCUCAUCCAGAUGGCCGACCGCAGAAGAAGAGAAGAUGCGACUUUUCAACGAGGCUCAGGCUGCCGCACGUCGCCUACAAGGACUUGAAGAAGACGCCGGAGCCUCAUCCUCCUAUGUUGCGCCUAGUAGGAGUGCUGCUGCGUCACCGCAAUCAUCCAUGUCAGCUGGUGCAGCUAUGUACCAACAAGCUAUGUCGUCAAUCAAUCGCAAUGCCCUUGCUUCUAGUUCUUCAGCCCCACGAACUACGGCUCUUCCUAUUAAAUCGCCAACGCCCCAAUAUCCUAGUGCUGAAGAGGAGAAAGCUGCUCUGCGGAGGUACGAAGCAGCCAAAGCUGCUGUAGACCGAAGCCAGGGUUCCCCCAGCUAUUCACCUUCUCCUGACCUUGAACCUCCGGACUCCGCACCCAUAGCCUAUGAUGCUUUAUACCCUCCCGCCCCCACUACUGCCCCUCCUGUUCCUCCGAUCAAUGGUGACCUUCCCCCUGCCUUCGAUCAAGGUUCAUCACAACCGCAACCGAACUACCUCACCGAGAAGGAGAAGUUACGUCGUGCAUACGAAGCGCAGGAUGCCGCGGCCGCGGCCGGCUUACAAGCAUCUCCGGCUUUGAGUGCCGUCGGUGGACUACCCAUGAACGCUCCUGCAUAUGUCAAAUCAGCAAGUCCACCACCACCCCAAGUACCGCAAGGACCGUCGCAAUUGUUGAGUGCUGUUGCUGAGAAGGAGAGACUACGGAAAAUGUAUGAGGCUCAAGACUCUGCGGCUACAUCCAGCGGUCCGCCUGCACCUCCCCCUCCACGUCCGCGCGGUAAUACUGUCAAUGGCACAUCUGGGUCGACACGACCAGCGUUACCUACACCUCGUUCUCCACCCAUUCCACCUGGCGGGUCAGGUCCACAACCGUUGACUGCUGCUGAGGAGAAGGCCCGGCUGAGAGCAAUGUAUGAAGCGGAAGGACGUCAGAACUCUCAGCCGAAUGGUGCCCCAGCCUAUUCUCAAGUGUCUUCACCUGUCUUGUCGCAGAAUGGCGUGCAACGAUUACCCAGUCUGAGUGCGGUCUCUAGGCCGAACGGAGUUCCUGCUCCACCUCCACUUAUGCCUCGUCCGCCAAAGGAGUAUAUCCAGGAGACGCAAGAAGAGGAUUAUCGAAUUGGCUCGAAGUUACGAGCCAUUGACCAGGAAAAUGGUAGCGUUGACAGUAACCACAUGUCUGACCCUACACUGAGGCUGGAUCCUUUCACGCCUUUCACUCCAGGAUUCAAUUCACUGAAUGCGAAUGAUGGAAGCUUACAGCCUCCUCUUCCCGUAAAGUCCCUAUAUAUUGAUUGAUAUUUAUUAGCUUGAUUUUCCUUUGUUCAUGAUUUUCCAACUCUCGUCGUGCUGUGUCUGAUGAUACCAGUCCCUCAUUCGUUCCUGCUUUAUCAGUAUCUUUCUCCUCAUUUCUGCCGUUGCUAGGAUCUACUUCCACAUUCAUUUAUUCUCGGAACAUACCUUAAUGUGUCUGACGUAUUAUUCUGUCUGUAUGUGUUAGCUUGUCCUGUAUCCUUGUGCAGUAACCCGGAUGACAUCCUCUCUUGCCGUGCCAGUACCAUGACGUUCUUGAUCCUAUUACAUACCACUCUUCGUCAUCGCAACCUGAGUCGCUCUC